UGGAGAGGGUCCGGGCACAUGGCGGGGGCUGGCAGCAGGCUGGGUAAGCCCAAGAAGGCGCACGGGAAAAGCGCGCCGGCGGCGUCGUCCGAGAAGGCGGCAGUAGCCGCCCAGGCUAAGGCGGGACGCUCGCCUGGAGAGUCGGGACCUUCGCGGAUCAAAGCCGGGCCAUCCCCGGGCGAGGUGGGGCCUCGCCGGGGCAAGGGCGGGCAAUCGCCGCCUCCCAAGAAGGCGCAGCCGCCACCGCCGACCAAGGUUGAGGGCGCGGACAAGGCGGAACUACCGCAGGCGAAGGCCAAGCAGCAGAGGGCGGCGGAGGAGAAGGAGCCAGAGGCGGAGAAAUCGUCGGCAGGGGGGUUGCCUCUCAAAACCAUCAGCAGCAAAACCCAACUGACCAAGUCCAUCAAAGAGGCCGGCGAGCGGCUGGUGGUCAUCUUCUUCUCGGGCAGCUGGUGUGAAACGUGUCAGGGGCUCAAGCCAGCCAUGAAGGAGCUCGCCCAACUCAAUAACGUGGUGAUAUUUUACGAGGUGAAUGUGGACGACUCGGAGGACACGGCGGAAGCCUGCGACAUCGUGCACAUCCCAACCUUCCAGUUCUACAAACAGGGCAAGAAAGUAGCCGAGGUCCUGGACGACAGUAUGGAUUCAGUAGAGGAGAAAAUAAAAGAAUUGAAGUAGACUUAAGUAAACAGACCCUUCCCUUUCAGUAUUUAAAGCAAAGUUAAAAUUCCAAAAAGUUUGCUGUUCU
Mobula hypostoma (lesser devil ray) is the source of this 748-nucleotide messenger RNA. RefSeq names its product thioredoxin domain-containing protein 2-like. Lineage: Eukaryota; Metazoa; Chordata; Chondrichthyes; Myliobatiformes; Myliobatidae. The transcript has a single exon. The record is from RefSeq and is a predicted model, not a curated record. Bases 19 to 678 code for a protein of 219 amino acids.